Amoebophrya sp. A120 is the source of this 4961-nucleotide messenger RNA. NCBI's taxonomy places the organism in Eukaryota, Dinophyceae, Syndiniales, Amoebophryaceae. The record is from the annotation of a GenBank genome assembly.
AGCAACUUCAUCAUUCUCGCGGUCUGGCAAUAACGAAAAGACGUGUUCUAGUACAGCAGCGUCUGGAUUCGCUUCCUCGCUGCGCCGUCCGUUGCUUGAAGGGAGUACUAGCAGUAGCACAACUGCGAGUUGUAGUGCCAGAGUGGGUCAUGAUCGUCAUCCCGAUACUGCUGCUGUUCCGCGUCCUGCAGACGAGCACACGACUUCACAGGUGGUGGAAGAAGAUGGAUACCAGCUACUCGACAAAAUCGGCGCCUGCAUGGAAAGCCUCGGAGACGGAACCAGAGCUGUUAGACAAUGCGCAACCUCGAUGUUGCGGAAAAAACUUUCGCGGGUCCACUUCCCGAAAAUUAGCAAGAAGACGCAAACUCUGAUUCUCUUGGGCAUGAUGCAGGGCCUCAUCUGCCUUCCCGACGGAACGGUAAACCAGCUGCUGUUACCCAAAAUUGCCAAAGUUCUCACGGCUGGCGCCGCCGCGGACGCGAAGAGCGAAGGCAUGGGGCCGCCGACGCCGUUGACACAGAACGACUUUCUCGUCGGAUGGAAAACUUCCAUGGGCGGGCUUGUGUCCGUGAUUGGCAGUCACUUGUACGGGGAAUUGGUCGAGGCAAGACAGAACCUUCGCGAAAGCGACAGAAACGAUGAAGAUGGAAACGAUCACGCGAGCACGGAAGCCGAAGCCCAUCGUCAGGACCUCCAAAGACAAAUCCAGCUUUUGCGCAAAGUGUCCAUCACGACCGCGGUUAUCAGUGUGGCGCUCAUUUUUAUGCCUGCGUCAACUUACCCAAACUCAACUUACCCAAAAAUUUAACUAACCACUUUAAUUAGCUACUUAGAGUCCGAACCUACUAUCCGGCGCCGCUCAGUCUACACUUACUAGUUGAGGUAAAUAGCUAUUUCGAAAAGGACGUUUUCCGGCGUGUGUAGAAGGCGCAACCUCCGCUACCAACGAUCACGGAUCCCCUCCCCAACGAUGCUGUGUCUCAUGAUAAAACUCCUUCGAGUUGAUGCUAUCAAAUCAGAUUAUAUUGCUUUUGCAUGGGGCAUAGCAUCGGGGAAGCAGUAUACUUUUAGGCAUGGACCAGGGGGAUGAGUGAUCCCCCUCCCCGAUGCUAGGUUUUGGAUUGGCAAAAAAUCACCCUACCAACGUGAUUAGACAAAAAAGAUGCCUCGGAUUUUUUUCAAUUCAAUGGCAUAAAUGAUAGAAUAUCUCAAUACCUGUCGCAUGCUAUCACUUCGUGUAUAAAUCCAGCCAAGGUAUGAAGCUUGUGAAUGGUGUCGCAACGCGGUGGCAACGCAGCUCAGCCUCCGCGAUCGUUGGCAGCGGAAGGGAAUCCGUGAUCGUUGGUAGCGGAGGUUGCGGGUUCUACACACGCGUGAAAACGGUCUUAAUUAGCUAUAUGAAGUUCUAUCUAGCUAACCAUAGCUACUACUUUUAGGCAUUACAAAUCAGCAUGCCUUCUAGCUAUGAAAAAUCGCUAAUAAAGUUUUUGGGUAAGUUGAGUUUGGGUAAGUUGACGCAGUCAUAAUUUUCCUCGGGCUCGAGGCGGGAUGGGAGGAGGGAAACCUCGACAAGGUGCUUGUGUCCUACUGGCUGAAUAACUGGCUUUGCGGUGCGGUCCAAGGUUUUAUGGCACCGUUAAUUGGAACGAUCACCAAGGAAUUGUUUUCGAUCCCGCCCUCCUUGCCCGGUAGUGUGGCCUCGACCUCGAGGGUCAGCAGUGACACGACCAGCUGUUUGCUAGAAAGUGAUAGAGAAGAAUCGGCAGGACGAGCAGUGGCUGGUGAAGCAGAUCAGACUGAGGAUCUAGACGUGGUUAAUAUGAUGGUCGAUGCUGAUGAUCAUGACGACCUAGUAGGGAACGACGUGAAUGAUCCGGCUUCAUCAGCAUCCCAGGAAGCUGCAAUGUCUGAGGAGCAGGCGCAAGCGGCGGCGCUGGCGAAGUUGCCACUGUUCACAAACGCGAUCCCGGGCCUGGGCCAGUACGUGGCUGCCUGUGGAAGUCCGGACAGCUGGAUCAAAAAUGUCGUCCUGGCAAACGUGUUUAUCGUCACCACUGCCUUGGCCCUUGGCGGAGGGAGUUUGUGCCACGGUGCAUUUCGAUCCGGCAGGCAGAGCGAAAACAGUACAAACACACCGGCAUCUGUAUCAAGCUAUGAAAAGGACAUUAAGGCGAACACCUACACACCCGCAACGACCGCCGCCUGCUCCUCCCCGGCCGCGGGGAGUUCUCCUGGAACUUGCUUUGGCAGCCAGACAUUCUUAUUCGGCGGGCCCGAGGAAGAACUGUGCGGCGCUGACUUCGGGUCGGAGUCGUCGGCCGAGUGGCGCGGGCGAGGGCAAGAAACGACAAAUCAGCGGCGCACAAUGUCCACCAAAUUUAGGACUACGGAUGCUUGUUCCACAGCCAGUGCUGGCAAGAGCAAUGCGGCAGAGGACACAGAAGUUGAUCAUGACCUCGCGGCCACUCUUGUGGCCGACGUUGGUGACGAAGUUCAUGAGCACUUGCGGCGAGGGCAAAUAAACGAGGAAGAGGAACCCCAUUCGUCUGCGAGUAAAUCGAAAGACCGCAAGCAGCAGAUCCUCCUUUUGACGCAGUGGAUGAUGUGUUCCCUCGGCACUUCCGCACAAAGCAACCUGGCCCCCAACACCGCCUCGCACCUGUGUCACAAGGGCGCGGGGCUCCCGAAGGAUCUCACCGCGUUUUUGGUCACGAUGGGGCCGUUGUUUGGUGCGGUGCUUGCGGCAAGUGUGGUGCAGCCCUGGCUGUUUCGGCUGCUGGAGCGGAAUAAAGGCGACGGUCCGACGAAACCGGCACACACUGAGGAAGGUCAAGACGCUGCGACAUCCGAUGGCUGUCCUGCCGCAAUGCAGCGUGGUAGGACACCAGAUAGCGAGGGCCAAGAAGAACUGGACGCUGCGAUGUCGUCUUCAGCGGCACCUACCGCAGACAGUGCCACGACCAGAAGCGCAACAACAUCAAGAAAGGCCGCGUCACUUCUGAAAAGCACUGCUCGCCGGGUCAGGAAGUGCAUGAAGCGGGAUGGUGUUGUGAUGCGUGCGGGUCCGCAGCUGGCCAUGUUCUGUGCCGUGCAAACUUUUUACACUGUGUUGCCGCAAAUUUUGGUGAAAAAAACCGACGACCCGAGACAGAAUCAGAGACUCCAAGGGUUGUUUUCCUCGGAACAGGACCAGCGUGACCUGCAGCCCCGCAUCUCGCCUGCUGCAAUGAGGUUUCUAGCAGCGUCACGAAAUGAUAGGAAGCGGAACAGCGGCGCCGUGGCUGGUCGUGGCGACUCUAGUGGGGAAAGCGAAACGUCGUCGGCGGGAGCAAAAUCCGUAGAACACAAAUCACCUCGUUUGCAACGCCUUCCGCCACUGGGCAUCACUAGUACGAUUCUCCAGGGGCGGUCUUUUGGUGCUGUUCCUCACGACAGUAGAAGCUCCAGAGAGGGUCUUUCAAUGAAAAGCGCGAUGAACGAGAACGACGAUAGAGGACAGGCCUUUUCAACGGACAGAAAGAAGUUGGGGACAACCAACGAAAGCGACACAACCCUCGGCAGCAAUACUAGCGGCGGCGCGCAAGAAGAUGAUGAAUUUUUGACGUCGUUUCUGGAUGAUGCGGAUGUAUUUCAAGUCACAGAACUCCUGAAUUCGCUCAAAAACGACCACGAAGGAGACGAUCAGCACAGAGAAAAGCAUCAUUACAACCCCCGCGCCCUAUUGGAAAAGGCGUUCAACUCUCCCCCUACCACGACCGCGUUGGUUCUGCUUCUUUUGAUGCAGGCGACCAUGGGCGGAGUGCAGGUGCUCGCAUCCUCGUCCACGCAACAAAAACUGCAUUCCCUCGCAACAUUUAACAUCAUUGACGAGGCUAUGAACUACGUGGUCGGGCCCUUGAUUGCAAAUCAGGUGAUCUCACUGUUUCAGAUGGCGCAGCAAGAAGUACCUGCAGAGGACGAGGAUCUAUCUUCUGGGAGUGCUCCUACUACUUACGGUGGCAACACAGGGACAGGCUCUGGAGGAAGCAAAGCUUCUGCCUCCGGUGCAACGAAAAUUUCCAGUGAAGAUGGUCCCACAACAACUACCGCAGCCCCUCCAAUGUCGAAAGCAGCCACAAAAGCCGCGGCCAAGAAGAACGCCCACGCCGUGCAGCUUGCCACCGAGAGCACGCUGCGCUCGUUGUCGUGUUUUUACGUGGCCGCAGCAGCCCUGAACAUCGGGUGGGAAGUGGCAAUGAAUUCCGGACGGAAUAAACCAAGGAGAACGAGGACUAGGAGGCGCGGGCACAGCAACUGCCAGCACCUGGAUAGGAAUCACUCGUCGGGAACAACGACGAGUAGCGGUGGCUCGUCAUCCGCAGUUGGGGAAAAGUGAGGAAGCUACGACCGGCUUGCUCGAUUUCGAUAGAUAUACGUAGAUGUGGAACUAACAUUGCAUGUGCAUGCCUUUCUGAUAUUUUUUUAUGUUGGGCAGGGCCAGGGGCUCUAUUUUUGUAUCUGCUGAAACCGUAAUAGGUAAAUUCAUCGCAACGACGUGCUGAACGUGCGUCUAUGUUGACACGUCUUUAUUGGUGGAUCUGCUCAUUUAUGCACAAUCUACUUCGUCCCGCUUGGUGUUUUCCAUCCAGCGGAAGGUCCGGAGUUUUGGUACAAGAAAAUCAACUUGAGAAUAAAGAUUGGGAUGUAUCACUCCCUGCACACAGUUUUGAGAAUACAGUCUGUGAGUUUGUAUAUUGAAUUUGAAUGCGUGAUUGAUUCUCUCAUUUAUUUUCGGUUUGGCGGGAAAAGCUGGAGGUGGAGUCAGCACUCUCUCUGAUCUGCUUGUCAGCAGUUCUAGAGAUCGAGUAGAUUUGCAAGUACACCGCGGCAUUCCGUAAGUAACUACUUAUGAUUGAUUCAUCACAUGGACUCCCGCAGCUGCACCACCACCAAGGUAAAGGACUAGCUGCGUGUCGUGC